AUGAAUUCCACGACAACAACAAAUGUUACUAGAUCAAAACCAAAUAUACGAUCAUAUCCAUGGUGUCAAAAAAAUUUAAAUUUACUUAAUCCUUUUUCUCGUUAUGAUUUUUCUAUGAGCGAUCGUAGUAUUAACGAUGAAUUAUUUGUUUUUGGUGGAUUGACUCAAGAAAAUGCUACUAACGAUUUAUAUUCUAUUGAUAUAACUACGCUCAAUGUUAAUUUAUUGACAGCUUCCGGAGAGAUACCUAAAAAAUAUCGACAUACACAAUUUAUUUACGAAAAUAAUAUUAUUGUUUUUGGUGGCGUAUCCGAGAAUCCUGAAAAUAAAUCAGAUGGAAACAUAUAUCUUCUUAAUACAUUUUCGCGAGCUUGGAGUAAAUACACUGUAAAUGGGAAUUCACCUGAUAAUCUUGUUGGAUAUGCUUCAACCAUUAUUGGAUCAACAAUAUAUGUAUUCGGUGGACAAAAUUUGGGAAAUUAUUUUAAUGAGUUGAUGUGUCUCAAUUUGAAGUCUUUAAAAUUAAGAAGAAAAAGGAGUAAAUUGAAAUUUUCGUUGGGAAGAAGUCGUGCUAAUUCUGUGGUACUGCGUUGGGAGGUUGUUAAUUCCGUAAACAAAGGUCCUUCCAGUCGAAGUGGACAUAGUGCUUGUGCUUAUGAUAAUAAAAUUUAUAUCUUUGGUGGAACUGAUGGUCGAAAAUGUUUUAAUGAUAUUUGGAGUUUUAAUGUUGAAACAGGAAUUUGGACAGAAUUAUCUUGUAUUGGAUAUUUUCCUGAACCUCGAGAAAGACAUGCUGCAAUUUUAGUUGAUGAUGUUUUAUAUGUUUUUGGUGGGAAAACUCAAGAAAAUGAAGAAUUAGGAGAUUUAGCUGCUUUUAGAAUUGCAAACCAAAGAUGGUACAGGUUUCCACAAAUGGGUCCAUCACCUAGUCCUAGAUAUGGAUUAGCUAUGUCGGCUAUAAAUGAUAAAAUCUAUGUCUUUGGGGGAGAUUCACAAAAAAUACCUAAACCUGGCUCAGAUGGAUGUAUUCAUAUAUUAGAUACAUCUGGAGUUCCUCCAAUACUUAUGCAGCGCGAUACUAAUUCACCAAGACAAUCAAUAGAAUCAACUCGAUCAACGCGAUCAGAUUCAACAGCGUCUAGAAUAUCGAUAGCCGGACCACAAGUCGAUACAGAGAAAAGUCAAGAACAACAACAAAAACUUUCAUCAUCACAUAAAAUAUCUUUUGAUUUUCGUAGUAAUAAAGCAAAACCUAAUCUUGUAAUCAAAGUUCCAUCAAUCACUGAAUUUACCAAGCAUAUAGACGAAAAAUCAUUACCUCCAACAGUAAUUUUGCAAGAUAAUUCUAUUCAAGAAAACAUAAAUCCAUCAAAAGAAAUUAAUAAUAAUAUUAAUAUAUCAAACUCGGAAUUUGUAGACUCAACUGAUGAUUUUGAAGAUUCUGAAGAACAUGAACAAGAUAUUACGCAAGAAGUAUUUGUAUCAAAACGUGAUUCACUGUUAAAUACUAUAAUAGAAGAAUCUGAAGAAGAAGAGAUUUAUGAAGAAUCUGAAGAUGAAGAGGAGAGUGUCAUCUAUGAAGAACCUGAUGAUGAAUAUGAAGAACCUGAAUACGAAGAAUAUGAGGAAAGACCCGAAAAUGAAGAAGAGGAAGAGAAUAUCAACUCUGAAGUUCAAUCAUUGCGUGAAAGUUCAAAUGGGACAGAUACAUUCUAUACUAUAAGUCAAGCUGAAUCAGAGAUCAUUAAUAAUUUAGAGGAUGAAAAUAAUUUGGAGGAGAAUGAUUUCGAGGAGGUUGUUUCUAAUAAUUUUGAAGAAGACGAUGAUCAAAUGGAUGAAUACAUUAGAAAUGAUCUAAUUGAAAGAAAAGUUAAUAAGAAACCAAUAUCUCCUAGAGAUUAUCGACGUCCAAAUUCACAACUUAGUCAUUAUGAUAUACAACCACUAGAAUCGAAAACUUAUCUUGCUAGACGACGUGAAAUGAAUAAUCGAUUAUCGGAUGUAAAUAUAAAUAUUGUUCCAUCGAUAUCAACACCUGAUAAAGAAAGUUUUAUGAUGUCUGCGUCCGAAUCUACCGAAUCUGACACAUCUAACGAGUCCAACAUGCGACCAAAAUUACAUGCAGAACUGGAUUUAGCAAAGAAAUCAGGUUAUACGUCAAAUUUGGUUAGAGGUGAAAAUAGUUUUGAAGAUGUCGAUAUCGAAGUCUUGAUGAAAGAUAUGGGUGAACCGGGAAGUGAAAAAUAUAAAGUGAUGCAAUCUAUUAUUAGAAUGAAAAAAGAAUUGGUUAAAGCGAAGGAAACAAUUGCAAUUCAAGCUCAAAUUGCAUCAGAAAAAAUGAGUAUUGCUGAAAAAGAAAGAACAGCCGCACUUAAAGAAGUAUCACUUUAUAAAAAGAAAUUGGAUGAACUUAAAUCUACUACUACUAAUACCGAAGGAAUUAUUAAUUCACAAGAAAUGCAGAAGACAGCCAAUUUGGAAUCUCAAUUAUCAAGAGUAUUAAAAGAAAAUAAAUUAUUAUCCAAUCAAUUGCUUAAGUAUUACAAAAAAAACGAAAAAGAAAGAACUAAAGCUAUGGCAUCUAAAGAAAAAGAAAAUUUCGAGAAUAUAAGAAUGGAGAUAUCAAGUAAAUCACGAGAACAGAUGUUACCUAAAUUACAAGUACUUAGAGAUCGAGUUUCAAAUUCAGAAUUGAAAUUAGAAGAAAGUAAUUGUAAUUUAACGAAAGUGAAUUCGGAAUUACAAAAAUCUAAAGAAAAUUCUAAAGAAUCUCAAGUCGAAUUGAAAAAUUUGAAAGGUUCCUUGGAAAGUCAUUACAUUUUGUUUCAACAAAUUAAUAAUUCAAUAAAUUUUACUAAUGAAAAAACUGAUAAGUUGGAAAAAUUAUUAAAAAGAUUAAGAAAUGAUAAGCUUCAAUAUGAAACAGAAAUUGCUGAAUUAAAAAUUGAAUUAGAAUUAAAAAGUAAUGAAGUUAAAUUAAUAGAAGACAAACUUGAAGAAAUGGAAACAUUAUUAGAAAAUAUACAAAAUGAAGGAAGAAUAUUACGAUUAAUGUUACAAGAGAGCAUAAAAGAUUUAUUUAAGUUUAGUCAAGAAAAGAAAAUUAAAAGUGGGGAAAAUGAUGACGAUGAGAAAGUUGAAAACAUAGAAAAUAUAUGGCAAUUAAUGAAGAUCAAACAACUUGAAGAAGAAUUGAAGUAUUUAAAGAAUUUACAAAAUGAAAAAACUGACGUUUAUAUUUAA
Diversispora eburnea is the source of this 3243-nucleotide messenger RNA. The record is from the annotation of a GenBank genome assembly. NCBI's taxonomy places the organism in Eukaryota, Fungi, Glomeromycota, Glomeromycetes, Diversisporales, Diversisporaceae.